AUGUCCUUGAUUAAUAUGUCGCUCGAGGAGAUUAUUGGCAAGAACAAGAAGUCGAAGUCUGGAAGGCUUGUUGGUGGCUUUCGCAGCGACGUUGUGCACAAGACAAGUGCCGUGAAAAUUGGCGGAACGCGUAGUUUUGGGAGAUUCUCUGACCGAACUCCUGCAGGAAAGUGGAAACAUGACAAGUUCCAAGACGAUAGCCGAGCUUUCCGUGUUAGAGGAGGAGCGAUCGCCAAAGUGGUCGCCGGGUCGAGCAAUCCCAACAAGAAAGUGCGCGUCAAUUUGUCAAAUCUAGGACCAAACGUCGUCUCUGCUGAUCUUGAGGAACUCUUCUCUCCAUACAAUAUCGAAAGUGCAACGGUUCAUUUCAACGAGCAAGGUUUAUCACUGGGUACUGGGGACGUUUUUCUGAAGAGGAAGGAUGCACUGCAAAUGUUCGAAGACUUUAAAGGCGUCUCUCUUGACGGUAAAUUGAUAAAGAUGUUAAUUGUUGAUGGAGGAGAAGGGGUAGCUAAUGGAAUUGAAAGUCGUCUCAGUAAACUACCUCGUCAACGUGGUGUGCAGAAAAAAUACAAGAGGAGUCCAGUUCGUGCUUCAUCGUUUCUUGACCGUAUUGUCGAUGAUAAACCGAGAAGAAGUGGACGUAGGGCAUUUGGAAGACGUGACAGGAAACCACAGAAGACAGUAGCUGAGUUAGAUGCUGAGUUGGACUCCUACAUGAAAAAGGGAAGACCCAUGGAUCUGUGA
Molecule: messenger RNA, 747 nt
Organism: Angiostrongylus costaricensis
Lineage: Eukaryota; Metazoa; Nematoda; Chromadorea; Rhabditida; Metastrongylidae
Source: the annotation of a GenBank genome assembly